Molecule: messenger RNA, 924 nt
Organism: Peronospora belbahrii
Lineage: Eukaryota; Oomycota; Peronosporomycetes; Peronosporales; Peronosporaceae
Source: the annotation of a GenBank genome assembly
AUGACAGAUCCAGAACCUCCCGGUCCAGGAUUGCCGUGCUCCACCGUCAAAGAAAAGUACAAGGCUAUCGUUUCACUCACGUUCAUCACCUGGCAAAGGCCUGAUCCGGGUUUGCUGACGAUCUUUCGCCCGAAAGCCUUCGGCGGCAGGUUGGAGAUACGUCUCCGACAUGAAGCAAGCAGUCUCAUUUCAGUAUCCGGGAAAGAGUUACGACACCGUCAGAUCCGAAUUCGCUACGGACGGUGGUGCCAGAGCGUAACGCUACGUGCUCCAACCAGCGCCGUCUUUGAGACGUGGUGGGCGGCGCUUGAAAAUGCGUUUGCCUUGCCAAACUUUGUGACCGUUCCUAUCGUUGACGCGCGUGUACACCAGAUGACGAUCGCACCAGUUGUGCCUGCAAGACACAACGCAGCACGAUCGAAGCAGUUGUUGGCGCUCGAAAUUGACGUGGAAGUAGAGCCUGAAACCAUCUCGAUUGAUAAUAUGCCCAUGCUCGAAGCUAAAGGCCCUUCAUCUCCUGCUGAUAUCGAUGUCCUCGCAAGCUGGCGGACAUGGAAUAGUCAGGAUUACUUUGCCACACCAACAAGUUCUUCCACGCCCACUCAUACGUACCCAGGCACAAAUGAUGACCAUGUAUUUAACGACUGCAACAGGAGCGAGCAAAACUCGCUGUACAGUGAUAUCAGUGAGUUUUGGUCGAGACCGUCAGAGUGGGAAUACAAAGAGCUUCACGACAACCCCGUUGUCAGCUAUAAUACCUAUGAUUCGUUCAUUGCGGAGAUUCCUCAUGAUUCAACAAGCCAAGACGACGAUGCGUGGCUUGACGCGAUAGCCUUUUAUAUAUUCCGGCAGAAGGCCGUUGCAACGCAAUUACUGGAUCGACACCCAAGCGAUCGUGUUACGCCAUGUCGUGACGUCGGAUAA